Molecule: messenger RNA, 16187 nt
Organism: Bacillus rossius redtenbacheri
Lineage: Eukaryota; Metazoa; Arthropoda; Insecta; Phasmatodea; Bacillidae
Product: mitochondrial glutamate carrier 1-like
Exons: 8
Coding region: 417-1355 (312 amino acids)
Biological process (GO): L-glutamate transmembrane transport; malate-aspartate shuttle; aspartate transmembrane transport
Molecular function (GO): L-glutamate transmembrane transporter activity; L-aspartate transmembrane transporter activity
Source: RefSeq, a predicted model, not a curated record
UGUCCCGUGAACUCAACUCGCUGCAAUUAUUAAAUAUUGAUCGGCAGUGCCGGAUGCCUUGAACGCUGGUUGUGUGGUACGGCAUCUGGCACUGACACGAGUACGUUUAUAAAUUCUUUGCACGGUCGAAGCGCAUGUUGUUAGUGUAGAAAAUCGAAGAUACAUUCACGGUUUUAGAAUAUUGUUGCCUUGACUUGGUAAAGCCCGGUGCUGACCAAGGACAUUGCGUUCUUACUAUACAGGCACAGACGUAAUAAAUUUGUUACUAUUAUUGUAGAAGCACAAAUCAUGAGCGGGCAGUAUAUUAUUGAAUCAUUGUAAAACAUUCCACGCAAGUAAUAUUUCGUACGCCUGUACAAAGUACCGUAAAAUACGUUAUUUCCAUCGUGUGACUGGAACGAGAAUUCAUCGCUUCGAUGGGAGAAAAAAAAGACCAGCAUUUUAAGCUGCUGCCCAAGAUCAUCAACGGGGGGAUCGCGGGCAUCAUCGGGGUGUCGUGCGUGUUCCCGCUGGACCUGGUGAAGACGCGGCUGCAGAACCAGCAGAUAGGCCCCGCCGGCGAGAAGCAGUACACUUCCAUGUUGCAAUGCUUCAGGAAGACGUACACAGCGGAAGGCUUCCUUGGAAUGUACAGAGGGUCAGGGGUGAACAUCCUGCUGAUAACUCCGGAGAAAGCCAUUAAACUGACAGCGAAUGACUUCUUCAGGCAUCAUCUGUCUCCGACAGGCGAUGGCAGGCUGCCCCUGGCGAGGGAGAUGCUAGCCGGGGGGUUGGCGGGCCUGUGCCAGAUCAUCAUCACCACACCCAUGGAGCUGCUCAAGAUACAGCUGCAGGACGCUGGCCGGAUAGCGGCUGUCUCCGCCGAUGGCGGCAAGGCCGUGCCCAGGCUGUCGGCCACCGCCAUCACGCUGGAGCUGCUGCGCACCAAGGGACUGCUGGGCCUCUACAAGGGCAUCGGCGCCACGAUGCUGCGUGACGUGUCCUUCUCCGUCGUCUACUUCCCGCUGUUCGCGCACCUCAACGCACUGGGGCCCAGGAGGAAGGACGGCUCAGGAGAGGCGGUGUUCUGGUGCUCCCUGCUGGCGGGCUGCGCCUCUGGGGCGACCACCGCCUUCCUCGUCAACCCCUUCGACGUGGUGAAGACCCGCCUGCAGCUGCUAAAGAAGGGGGAGGGGGAGGUGUCUUACAAGGGCAUCGUGGACGCUUUCGUCAAGAUCUUCCAGAAGGAAGGCGUGACGGCGUUCUUCCGCGGCGGGGCUUGCCGCAUGAUCGUGAUAGCACCCCUGUUCGGUAUCGCGCAGAUGGUGUACUUCCUGGGCGUGGCGGAGACGCUGCUGGGCAUCAAGCGAGGCUAGUGCGUGCACGUGUGCCAAGCCAUCGGGCUUCCCUUCGAGACACAACACGGCGAUGUGCCCCAAUGCUCCCUUUCCCACUCCCGCAACCCUCAACUGUGCGUGGAGGAACCUUACUGAUGUUUCCUUGAUCCCAAGCUCAGGCCUGCCCAGAGAACAAGUGGCAGGGGGAUGAAAGUGAGUGCAUUCUGUCUCUGUCCCCAGAUAGUUAGGACCCCCGCCCCGUAUCAGUCAAAUUGACUAACUUAAAAUUCCUUUAAUAUAUAGUUUAAUUACUGUAUUUGCAUGUAUUUUGUUAAGUUUUUUUUUUUUUUUUUAGUUUCAUUUCAACUGCAACACAAAAAAUGCUUAACACAACAAAGGAUCUGGGCCUAUAGACACGGCCAUGUUUAGAGGGGGAAAACAGGGUAGCUUCCCCAGGCCAAACAUUCCAAGGGGCUACAAUUUUUUUUAAACAAAAAAUUUUCACAUCAAAUGUUUGGAUGUUACUUAAUGUAACAAAUAAUACAAACAGUAAGUCUUCUCUUGGAGACAGAUUUUUAAACAGCACAUGUUUAAGUAAUCCAUUACUUGCAUAUGUAUAGUCAAGAUUUUAUGGUGUAUAUUUUGACACAUAUCCAUGCUAAAAAUUAACUGUUAUGUAGUUUUGUUUCAAUUGAUGUGAAUGUUAUACAUACAGUACGUCACUAAUAUUGUGCAUACAUGGUUAUAACUAAUCAAACCGUUGAAUCACAUUUUAUUGAUCAAAACAUGAAACAAUUCAAUUGGCACUAUCAAACCUACAUAACUUAAUAAGUAGUAGGAUAAAAAAAAUAUUUGAUUGCAGGAUUCAAAUUUAUUUCUGGUACGACAUUGUUUCAAAAUUAAAUUUUACUUAUUGUCACUGCCUUAGUAUUACGAAACUAUUAAUAUUGAAAAAAAUACAAUUCAAUAUGCAGUGUUGAAAGAUCAGUGUAUCUCAAUAGACUUAAAGAGUGAUAUUCCAAGACAUAAAAAUAAGGGUUUAGGUGUUGAAUAUGCUACAUCUGUACUCUAACCGUAUUCCUAGUGCACAUUACCGCUUCCAAACUCUUAGAUAGGACAUGGCCAGUCCCUUAAUUUAGGGAAUGGACUUUGGUGUCCUAUCCGUGACCUAUCUGUCGCCCUUACAACUGCAUAUAUGCAAGGCUCAUUUUGUUUUCGUAGAUUUCAUGCAGAUGGCAGACUCUCAUCUAGCUCCAUGAUCAUACAUAUUCACUUUCGUGAGCUGCCUGUCUAAUAAAAUGCACUUGCCUCUCUGAAACUGUCAAGUAUUCUGUCAUUACAACACCAAUGAUACCACUUUCUGCUCAGACUGAUUUAUGUCAUGAUUUUAUGCAACUUGACUGCAUUUACAUUAAUGCCAAAGUAAAACUAAAAAAAAAAAAAUCAUUAAUUUUAACUAAAGGUGCAUAAUUUUUAUAAUAAUAAAGAAAAUAGUUUGUGUGAACAUCGGGGGAACGUACAAGCAUAUUAGUGUGCCAAAUGAAAUUUUUAUGAUAGCUGGAAUACGCACAUUUUGUACUCUUUAACCAUCAUAGCAAGAAAAAAAUCACACCUUAAAAUAUUCUUGAGAAAAUUACAAUAACAGCUAUAAAUACCCAUAAUUUCGUCUUCAUUCCUGUUGUUUAGUAGUGUCCCUAGACUUGGUGGGGCCCUGGGCUUUUUACUUUAAUGGCGACCCUCCAGGAAAAAUUGAAAAAUUUUAUGCCCACCUAGAACUUGAAUUUCGACAAUGGUUUUGCUAAUUUACUCUAAGAAAUGUGAUAUUCUUUCCUGAUAAAUUAUCUUCGGGUCAGUUUUAUAAAUCCUCACGGUGGAAUCACGUAAUUAGACGUGGAAAAAUACAAUAUUUGAAAGUGUAUUUUCAUAUGAAAUCAUGAAUUUAAAUUUGUAUUGCUAGCACUUUAAUUUACGUGCUAAUAAAAAUUUAUUUUCUUUUCUUUUCCGAGUAGUGUCCAUAUUUUAAAAAGAACAUUAUACAUACAAACAAGUAAAAAAAAAAGGAAAAGCACCAGUGCGAGGACCUGGGUCUUCCCGGCUGGCCCUGCCUGGAGCCGCCCUAGCUGUUGUGUCUCUGUAGCAGAGCUACCAGCAGCAAGAGUUGAAUGGUAACAACUAACAAGUUCAUGACCCUAUAAGAAGUUUUUUUUUUAACUUUUUUAAUAAAUUUGUAAUUGCAUUUGAAAUAUAUAAAUAAUAUAAAUAAAUAUAAGUAAAUAAAUAUGUCAAAUAUAUAAAUAAUUGUUAUUUGUUUCAGUGAUUGUAAUAACACCUUAUAAUACAUAGCUCAGUCCAUUUGUUUGUUUAUUUCAUAAAGAUAUAUAAGGUAGGCCCUGUGACCCUUAGUUUUUACUAGAUAUAAAACUAAAUGAUACCUAUAGCACAAUAGAAGUGAUGGCAUAUACUACAUUUAUUUCAUUGCAUAGAUAUAGAAUUAGUAAUAUACGUAUUUCAGUUAGAAAAAUUGUGUUACCAAAUUUUGCUAUGAAAAUGUCUUCUUCAGUUAUAGACCAGACACACUAAUUUUUGUUGUCUUCAUUAUUCUUAUGUAAACGUAAACAAGCAAAUUUUGUGUAGAGAGACCUCGAGCAGCGUCGUCGUUCCGCGAUGUGCAAUUUUUUUAGCCUUGCGCCGGGCACUGUUUAUUAAAGUGGCUGCCAAUCUGUUACCUUUUUGGGAUUCUGUUGGGACAUGUUCUUGAAUAAAGCCCACAAGAUAGGUUACAGCUGUGGCCCAGCAUGGCAGUGCUAAUUCGCUACCUUACCUGGACAUCUUGGAAUACCACCCUAAGCCAUAUCUUUAUGAUAAUCAUCACUGUAUGAAAUAUUAUGUAUAGCUUUUAUUGACAUAAUGGUUAGUUUUUUUUAAUUAAAGCUUUUUUUUUACUUACAGCUACAAAAAUACUAUCUUUCCACUAGAAAGUCAAUGAAUUUUUUUACAUACUAAAUAUAUAUACAUUUUUGAAAAAGAUCUUAAAUAAAUGAUUAUUGAAUUGAAUUUUACAUUUCAAUAAGUUAGUUAAAAUGAGGUAAUUUAGGUAAAUUUAAUUUUAUUUCGAGUUUUGUUUAUGAUUACAGUGUUGUGUUAUGCGAUUUAUUAAUGUAAAAGUUGAUGUUAUUUGGAAUUUUUUUUUCUUUUCACCAUUAUAAUCUUGUCUCCUUUUAUAUUUCAUUUUGGCACUUUUGCUCAUGAUUAGAAUGUAAGUUAAACUAAACUUUUAUGGCAAAAAUUUACGUUCUUUAUGCAUAUAUGUUUUUACUGUACUGUGAUCAUCUACUACCUACCUGUAUCAUAAUGAGGUAAAUCUAUGAUUUGUAGACAUAUGUAUUGAAGGAGCCUUGUAUUUGUUUUUCUGCCUCUGGCCUGACAACUCCCUAAAAAUCUCUGUCUUAAGGGGCCUGUCUGGAAUGGAUGUAUGUGUGUUGGUGAGGAGGGAUGAUAAGCGCGAUGCUCGCUGGUACUUCUAGCCGAUAUCGCUCUGAACUGGCGCAGUCUUCUCGUUGUCCAUAGGAUAACUGUGAAAUUUGAGUGGUGACCAUAACAUUAUAUGGAAUAGAAAUGAAGGUAAAGGUGUAUUGUAAGUCCUUUAAGUGCUUUCAAGAAUCUUUACCUGUUGUUUUAUGCCUAAAAAUUACUCUGAAAAUAUGCCUUGUCACCAUUUUAACUCUUCUAAAAAUAUCGUAAAAUGAGGUGAAUAGGAUCAGUUUGGAAAUUCACAUUUGAAUGUCAAUGGGAAAUAUGAAAUCAAAACAUGUUUUGAUCCAUCCAAAACUUGAGUCUUUAUCCAUAGUUUCUAGUGGUUUAGUCAUGUUCUAUUAUGUCUAAUGGUUUUUGCAAAAAAAAACUAUAAAUAUUGUGUGAUCCUAUUCACCCCAAAUAUGGGGUGAAUAGGAUCACUCACUGAAAUGUAUGCAUGAUCCUUUUUGUAGAGCCUGUGGUGUGAAAAGGAUCAGUGUUUUUCUUGCAACUAACAAUUUUUAACAAAACAGCCAUGCAAUUUUUAUUUUAUUUUUGUUUCUCAAUAAGAUUUUUCACAUUAUUUGUAAUAAUAGGCCUACAUAGCUUAGGCAUAAAAUGUUUUUAUUUUAAUGAACAUACCUGUAACUAUUCUUGAAUAUCUUAUAUAUUACCCGGUACAAGUAUAGUCUCUUCUAAAACAACAGAAAAGCACCACAAAAUUAUAAUACAUACUGUAUGGUCCUGUAUAACUAACCACUAAUGAUUUGAACUUAAGUUAUAAUUUUAGCAGCAUUUCAUGAAAUUGAGUUGUGGUUAAAUUUGAACUUGAGCUGCCCUCUCCGGAUAACUUCUGGUUCUGAAAGCUUCCCGACAACCUGGCUGAAGGUAAAACUGGAAAAGUCCAACACAGCUGGAAACACAUAUAUAUGUCCCGAAAAAUCACGCGUUUGUUUGAAUCUUAGAAAACUUGCUUCAAAGGUUUCACAGUCGAGUUUCUGCACAACUUGAUUUAUGUAAUACAGAAGUUUGCUGGGUCCUGGUUUGCUUCCAGUUUCUGCAGCGAAUCCUACAAGAACCCAGUCCUUAACGUGAAUGUCAUCUUCCGAUACAGGCUCUAUGUUGUUAAAUGUCCUUCCAAACUUUGUCACUUUUGAUUCCUCAAGCUCUUGACUAUCAAUGGAACCAUCGGAAAAGCUGUCAUCAGAGCUGUCAUCUGCAGUGUUGUUUCUUUUUUCUGGAAAGGCAACAUCUUGUGUGUUCUCAGAGUAUGCUUCUUCUGGUACUUCUGGUUCAUAAUCUUCAUCUGAUACUGGUAUCGGACACUGGACACUUUUACCUGCUUCCACAGGUAUUUUCAAAAUAGCUUUUAACGAUAAGCUGCAAACCAUACAAGUCUAAAGGAUAUCCCCAUUCUGCACAUACUAAGAGUUUUUCAACAAGCAAUUUUUCUUCAUGUUCGCUUAACACAGUCUGACCACUAAUGUGUUUAACUUUACCCUUCAAGUGUCUCUGCAGAACAGUGUAGGGAAUUCCAUACUUCUUACUUGCUUGUCUAAUUCUUACUCCAUGGUUAUACACCUCCUUUCUUGCUCUUUGAAUGACAUCAAGAUCUGGUUCACGAUACACCUUUCCUCCUGGAUUUGGAAUAUACUCACGGGGCAUUUCAAACUUGUAGUGAUCCUAUUCACCUCCAAGUCUCAAACACAAUGCAUAGAAAUAUAAAAUUAGUUCCAAAAUCAUUUAUUACAUCACUAAAAUAGAAAUGUUAACAUCAAAUAACUCUAAAUACAUACCUGAAUAAUAUAUCCAAAUACAAAUACAAAGUUAUAACUUGUCAUAUAUACUACACAUGAAGUUUUCGUACACUCACAAACUUGAUUGACUUAACCUCAAAUUUCAGAUGGCUGUUGUGUGAAGUGCUGCCAACAUGCAAAACAUUCAUACACUUCAAAUGUCAUGUAAACAAAGCAUAAAGACUAACUAAUUGUAAUUAUUUUCUGUUGCCAUUAUUAUUCAUGUACCAAUUUUUUUCAUCUUACAAUGAAGUUUUGAUCCUAUACACCACAUUGAUCCUAUUCACCUCAUUUUACGGUACAGUUUAAAAACUUAGUCCGAAAUCAAAAUUACUUUUCGGCCUCAGCGCCUCCUUAAAUAAUUUUCGUAAACAGACUCCACUCGGAUAUUUUGAGUAGUUUUUAAAUUGCGUUGUUUUUCCUGAAGCUCUGUGCACUGGAUGUGUGCCCGGGCAGAUGGCACCCUUAAGAGUUCUUCCAGUAAUGUGGGAUUUUUCAGAUGGUAGAUGACUUUGGAAUGUGAAAUUAAUUUAGUUGUGGUACUUAUAUUUUAUACACACACAAACCAAAACCACACACGACACCACACAUACACCUUACGCACAGCUUAACACACAUAUAUAGUCCAUGUCGUUACAAGAUGAAUUUAUAAAUCCUAAAGGUCCGGAAGUUACAGUAAUUUUGACAGUGCAUUAUAAAAUAAUGUCUGCAGCACUCUUUUCACGAAUCACCCACAUGGCCAUAUAUCACCAAAGAGACUAUGUUAUGUGAAAGAAUCUCAAUUGAAACGUGUACUAAUUAUUUUUCACAAAUGUUUGAAACAUGUAUGUAGUUCUUAUCAUGACCGUAUGUAGAAUUUCAUUUCAGGUGGGAAAAAAAAAGGAGGGAUAGACCCUCUUUGUCUGUUGUUUGCUUUCAAAUUCUUUCCCAUUUGUUGGUGAGAAUAAUAGAUUUUGUAGGAUUUCUUGUGUAAGAUCCCAACAAUAGGACACCUACCUACCAUCAUGUGUUAUUUGAAUGAGAGGUAUUUUUUGUACAAAAUAAUUAAUUAACAAAUUGCACAUGGGUUGCCUUGUCAUAUCUUGGUAAUGAUACCCUUAAUUAAAAAGAAUUUAAGAAAUAUUUGUUUCAUCACUCCUCUCAUUUUUUAUUUCAGAAAUUUUCGUACUAAUCAGUAGUACAAGACAUACCUAAUUUGGUUUCCUACCUUUUGCUUGGGCCCUGUACCAGGUUUCCAGGUAUAAACAGGUGAGUAUGCAUUAGUAUUUUAUAUUCAUAAUGUUAUUCAAUUGAAAUACUGUGGGAAAACUGGAAACUAUUGCAUUAUAAUCACAACCUUGUAUCUUGCUAUUGGGAACAGCUUAGUUGAGUAACUAUAGGCGCCGCGUCUUAAAUGUGUCAAUUAUGCCACUUUAGACAGUUGUUAAUUAACACCAUCUGAUCAUUUACGUACCUAGUUGAAAAACUACAUGUUCUGCCGGUAAAUUGCAUCACUUGUGGCAGUUUAGUUCGGGGCUUCCUGAACCUCUGCACAGGCGGUCAGAUGAGAGAUGAGAGAUGAGAGAUGCAGGGUGAAGGAGAGGGUGGAAAUGGAGAUAGUCACUGGGUUCUCUCUGCUUCUCUUCACUGCGGCUGCUGGGGAAGACACCCGUCCUCCUCUUUCCCCUCCCAGGGGACCAUCGACUACCUGUGUCACCACAUUCUUUGCUUUCUGAACAGCCACAACUUUUAACUACCGUCAUAAAAUGCAAUUUUUUUUCUAACUGCAGCUUGGUAUUUCAAAAGACAUCAUGUAAAUCACUCUACUGAGGAAAGUGGCACCUUAAAUGGUGUAGUAAAUAUGGAAUGGAUUUGAUAAUUUAAAUAAUUUUUAUUUCUAUGUAUAUGAAUUGCAAUUUACAAUCUAAAAGUUUUUUUUAUAAUCUCAUAAUAAAAAAGUUUGGAAUCACAUUGUAUUCAGAGUCACAUUAUUGUCGGGUAAUACGGUGUAUAUAAAAAUUAAGGUCAUUUUAAUGCCAACACGAUGGUGUUAGGUGCCUAAGCAAAAGUGGUGCAGACUCAUGUGUCACGUGGUCAGCAGUUUGGUGUGGUGAUUCUCCUAAUGGGAGGGGGAAUUCAUGUGACGUAUGGACAAACCACACGGGUAGUGUUGCCACCAGAGUUGGACUGACAUCCCUGGAGAAUACACUGAUGGAGAUGGAACACAUGUUGGGCCAAACGUCCUGAUGUUAUGGUCGAGCUUUCUCUUCGGGAUGACGCGAAUUCGUGGUGCAUGCAACUCAGGGCUUUUGUCGUGACUGCUGAAGCAAACUUGACUUGAACCUUUAACUAAUCAUUGCAUUGACACUGUGGCUUAGUACUAACCUAACAUGAGGGUCCCGGGACCACUAUGGAUACAGGGGCUGCCCUCAUAUAGUGUCCACAAUGCACACAAAAGUAUUUUCUCACAAAAGUGAGUUUUAACGAAAGAAUAUAGUGGUUGCUGACAUGUCUCUCGAUUGCCGAUGAGUCAUGGACCAUCCAUUUACUAUAUAUGGACAUUUUCUUGCCACAGUGGCAAUAAUUUCGGUAGCUUGCUACUGUGGGAUUUCUGUUUAUUGCUACCAUUAAAUAAAACUCAAUAUUUCAAAUGCUCAUUUAUUCUUAACUAUAUUCUCCACCACUUCUAUUAAAUUUGGUAGAUACACAGUACUAAUUAAAUUUAAGUACAGUCACAGUUUGCAUCUUAACCUAUACUUAACAACCAUAAUAUUUUUGACAAGAAAUUAUUAAACCUUUUAAGUAAUCCAAAUUUACUAUCUUUGGCCUUAGCUGUCCUCUUAAAUUAACACUUAAAAUCUCAAAUUGCAAUAGAAGAAAUAGUAAGAUCUCCAAGGACUAUAAGGACCUAGGUCCGACUUUCAUAUUUCUCGUGCUCUUUUACAAACUCAUUCAGUUACAAGCGGGGCAUGGAGACACCGAAAUAGGUUCAGGACUCCUAAGCAUAGUAUUGAUUGUCCUAAUGCCAGUUUUUGAGUAGAGACUUGCCAAUCGCCUAGUUAGGUAAAACUGCCCUCGGGUAGAACUAAACGCAUAAAACAAAUGUUGCUUGUUACUUACUUAACUGGAUGAUGACUGCGUAACCCAUGGUUGUCUGAACACAAUGCAGUGACAGAGUGCACAUGCAAUGGUUUCAGCAUCUUUUUGAGAAGUAUUUGGGAUCAGACAUACAAAAGCCAAUUUUGCUCUAUCACCUGUUUACCUGACACUAGAGAAGAUCAUCAUUGCUGAUGCCAAUAAUCAAAGCAUCAUAGUAUCAGGACAAUAAUGUUGACUACUGUCAAAUAGAAUAUUGGUUUGUUGGCAAAAGAUGUUACUUCUCAUUUGAUGAUAGUAUCUACAAAAAAUGUUUUGUUCAACGUUUUGAAUGGUAAAGCAGCAUCUUCAGAUAUUACCUAAUUUUCUGCUUAACGUAAAGUAAUUAGGCAACCAUUUCAUUUAUGAAUGCUGUUGUGUUCCCGGAAGAUUUGUAAAACUGAUAUAACUAACCAAAAUAUUAAAUUUUGUAUCAUAACUAAAAAAAAACCAACAAACUAUUCAGGAAGAAAAUUAAAAAAAUGUGUUUCGAAUGUAAUCCCUCCAUGUUGGAAAGACCUUUGAAAAAAAAAAUCUUUUUCAAUUCUAUGUGGCUUAUACAAAUGAUCCUUGUCUAAAACUACAUCCUGUGAAUUUUGGUUGGUUCAUGAUGACUAUUUAAAGCCAAUGGGGUUCGUUGGGUACCCAUGCCCUUACAAGUUGGUGAUAAUCAAAGAUAAUAAUGUUGGAAAUCCUUCAUCAGAAUUGGACUAUAACUUUGAAAAUUCUGAUUAAAUAAAUGCUCAGUAAAUUUUUAUAUUUUUACAAAACCUUUGGAAUUGUAUAUUUUAUUUUUUACUAUGAACAAAAAAAAUGCUAUUAAUUACUAAACCUUUUCUAGCAUAUAAAAUUCUUUAAUUUUUCCAUUUUAUUUAAUUAAAUGAUUAAAAAAAAUUCAGGUUAAAGUUAUCUAUUUAUAAUAUAUUUCUUUAUACAUUUUUAUUUUAUGCAUUAUUUUUUAUGAUUCACUCUAAAAAAACUAUUCAAGGUUAUGGGUAGUCUUCCUCUAUCACGUGUUAACUCAGAUCAUUCCACUGUCUCUUCCUGUACUGCAUAGAGUUGCCGUCGUCCGGGAUCUCGGGCUCGAGUCCCGGUGCGGCUCCUAGCGGAAAUGGCUGUUGUCGAUGUAGUGUUUCCGGAUGGGCGCCAGACUAGCUCUGUUUCUAGUCGAUAGGUGGGUCGUGGGGUCGGUUGCCCUGCGUGGCCCACUAGGACCGUCGGCGGUGUUGCGUGGGAUAUGAGGGAUUCCUUACUUGGCGGUGGUUGGGAGUUGUAUGGUUAAUUGAUUAGACGCUGAAUUAAUGCGGCAAAUGACGUGCGUCGUUUAUUCAUGUGACUGUGGGCUUGGUGUAAUACCGUGGAUUACACACCACGUCGUACAGAGGGUGACGUCACACAAUACAUAAGUUACACAAUUACACAAAGUUAUUCUGAAAAGUUACGUAAUGAAGGCGUGGCAUAAGUUUACAAAAAUGUUACGUGAUGGCGCGUUGCACAAGUUUACUCAAGAAUGUUCCAGGUUCAAGGCGUCGCACAAAAUUACUAAAAUGUUACGUAUUAGCGUGGCAUUAGCCGGUUCUGAGCCUGGUUACACAAAAGGGGUUUGGGGACGAUUGGAGGCGGCCAAACCCGUAUAUCUAUGUCUCGAGGCGGUGUUCGCGUCCACUGUAGUGGAGCGCGGACCGCAGCUAAAUUCGUCCAAGUUCCCUUACGGGGUGGUGUCAGCGCCGGGGCGACUGGCUUUAGUUCAAGUUCUGUGGUUCGGGAGGCGGCCCGUGCCGUAUACUGAAAACUACCCCGCAGACCAAGUGUGGUGCAGGGGGUUUUAAAAUUUAUGCGGCCGGAUUAAGUCCUGGACCGAAAAUUUGGACCGGGUACGCACGGAGAGAUUAAUAAAAAGAGGUUUCGAGGAAGUGACUAUAAUUACCAGAAGUGAGUUCAAUGCAGACAAUGGAUCAUGUCUCUCCGUGGGACGUGCGUCCGCCCCGGUCCACGAGUCGCGCUGUACUGGCGUGAUGUCAUGGCGUCCGGCCGAGGCUCGGUGUCCCUCGCGCCAGUGUUGACCUCAUUACGUUAUUUUCCAAUUUAACAAGUUAACAAGAGAUUUUAAGGGUGCUAAAUUCCUACAUUAAUUAUUAAGGCUAAAUUAACAUUACUCACCCCUUCUACAAUUUAGAGUUAGUAUGUUUACGAAUUAUGUUUUUUAAAUUAUACGUCACACCAGAGACUGUUCGUCUCUUGCCGGACUGCUCCGGUGGGGGGUAAUAACGAAACACAAGGGGUUAAUAAUUAUGUCACAUGAAUUACUUAAAUAAUCUAGGCAGAAGGCCGCCAGGGGAACACUCACACAAGUAUCGACACAUUUUCACACGUGAGUGCCCGGGCACUCCUACGUCGCACUUUCAUUAAGCGAACGUUUAAUUUAUACGUAAUGUUGUUUAUAUUCUGUGUGUGUUUUAUCAAAGUGGUCGACUGUAAUGUCGGUCUGUUUAUUAUGGGGCCGGGUUCUACCUUGUCUGCCGGUGGCUUGCCUGUCUCGGAUGGGCCAUGGCUAGGGGCGCAUUCCGUUAGCGUGGUUGAAUACUGGCGGUUGCAGGUCGGGCUUUAGGGUGGCCUUCGGUCGGACGACGUCAGAGUAACAUGUGCAGCGCUUUUCUGUCGUGCCACACUUUCUUACUCAAAUACUCACACUUUAAACCUCGGCAACCGUGAGUCUGGACCACUUUUGCCCAGGCAACUUAAUACCAUCGUGUUGGCAAUAAAAUUACUUUCAUUUUUAUAUUUAUUUCAAGUAAAUAACAUACGAAGGUAAAUUACUAAUGCAAACUCAACUAUUUAUACCUGGCAACUUGGUACUGGGACCAAGCAAAAGAAAGGCAACCUAUUUUUUUUUCUUCUUUUUAGUAAGUUUGGUACUACUGAAUGGUAUGAAAAUUUUUGAAAUAACAUUUGAAGGCAGUGAUGAAAAAAAUAUUAAUUAAAUUCCUUUUAAUUGAAGGUAGCAUGGCCUGGAUAUGACCAGGCAACCCCGGUGCAGUUUGUUAGAUUAUGAGUUAUUUUGUAUAAAAUGCACCUCUCAUUCAAAUAACACAUGAUGGUAGGUCGAUUAUAGUCAGGAUCUUCUACUUCACCCUGCAUACACCCCUGUUACUAUACAAUAAAUCAAAACAGCUAAGAUUUUGUAUGUAUUUUUGAGUCUUAUCAUCAGGAGUGAUAGGACUGAUAAACUAACCGGCCAUUCGUAGUCACAAGACUCGAAUUUUAUCUAAGUUGUACCACGACUUUUUGAAUCACCUUACUACUGUUACUAUUAUUACGACUUCUGCGAUGGGCAUUGUUAACCUGACUUGAUAUUAAUUGUUUAUGUCAAUUUUCCUGUUAUUUUAAUAGUUUUCAAACCAUAAAAUAAUAAAAAAAAUGUUUAAGGCCUAUUCCCAUGUGAUCUGAUCGCAAACAGAAUGUUACUGAUGUAAUCAAACGACAAUAAUUCACGAGGUGCAAUUGCUGAAGUUAUAAGUUAAUGUUUGAAGCAACAGGAUUGCUUAUGGUUAGAGACUUGGAAAUUUUGCAGAUUCACUGGUUGACUGGCCCUCAGUCAUUGAGGUUGGUGUCAAAAUAAUUAUGAUUCAGUCAUUGAAGUUGAAGCAAUACUAAGUAUGAAUGUUUGCAUUCAACAUUUUGACCAAAUGAAUACACAUAAUUUCCAGGUCCUACUUAUUGUGUUUGUUAUAUAUUAGCUUGUUGAAGUUUUGUUCCUGAAGAUAUAGAAUUAUGUUGUUGCCAAAAUUCUAUAGAGAAUUUUAGCUGUUGUAGAAGUUUAAAUGUUGAAGCUGUAACAUGUGCUUUCAGAAUAGAUUAAUAGAUUCAAUGGAUGUGAGCUGCUGUCUCGAAACGUGUUCAGUGGGUGCUUGAUGUGAUUUAAUAAAUCACUUUACCUCGUAUCAUUUAACUGUGUUUUGAGAUCCAUCUAACGGACAGUGGAAAUGUUGCUGAAUCACAAAAUCUCUAUAUAACAAAAUUUAAGAGACUGAUUUUUUGUGUAUUUGUUAUAGAGGAGUUCUUUAUAAAAAGGUGGAAUGAUACAAGUCCAGUAAUUCUAUGAUAAUGGAUUUCCCACUCAUUUUGGAAAUACGACGUAAAAUUUUUUAGUGUGACUGUAACAAAAACCACAGUGUAUUUGUUACAUCAGUUGGUUCCUGAAAGGAAAAAUUUAUUUUACAAUUUUACAACUAAUGUUCUAUUUCAUUCAUAUUAGAGAUGUACCAUUUCCCAAACACCAUGAAAUUGUGACAGUCUAUCAGCACAUGACGAUAUUGAGGAAUUGUACCAACAAAAAUAAACUUUAAAAAAUUAUAUCAAAAAUUUGUACGUCAUUUUUUCCUCAAGGCUUGAAAGUCUCAAGGCUUGUACAUCUUGUCAUUUCUGUAUCAGUAAUUUUCAGUGUUAGUGGAAUUGUUUUGCAAAGUUAUAUUUGUGAAUUUUAUUUUUAAUGACCUUUUAAAUAUGAAUGUUCUAAAUUCUCAUUAUGUAUUUCAAAAAAAUAUUUAAAACAGUUUUUUUUUUUUUAAUUUUAAAUAAAAUGAUUAAAUAUUAAUAAAUAUUUGAUGUUUUUAAGAAAACGUAAUGUGAACUGUUAUAAUUCCCUUUGUUGUUACAAUAUUCAUCCAAAAGAGAAGAAAAAUGUUGGUACAUAGGUGAUAAUGCUUUGUGUAAGAUAGGUAAAGUUUUGAAUGUGACCUAGGAAACAAUUUGUUGAAUGGAUUUUUUUAUACAAAAAGGGUUUGUUAUAUAGAGGUUUUACAUAUUUACUGCCUGAUUGACUAUUAGAAAUAAAUGUGAAUGUAGCAGUAGAUUAUAACUGCACAAGUCAGUAUGCAGUUUACUGACUAUAAACAUUAUAGCCUGUACUUCUUGCUCAUGAAAUGUUAAGUUACAACAGAGGUAAAAAAUUUAUGAACAUGAAAGAAUUAAAAUAUAUAUGGUACUUUGCUAGAUAAGAACUGAAAGAUGUCAUAUUAGUUUAAAUUGAUAUGUGACAUAAAUAUUUUGUAUUGUUUAGUAUUGAAAAAUUGCCUUGGUGUAGCCAGAGAUAAUACUUUAAGAGAUUCUCAAAGUUAACAUGGUGUCUAUUGACAGCUAUUGUGAUUCUCAAAGAUGAAUUUAAUACCACGCCCAAAUGACGUCACUGGAGAAACCUUUUGUAGCAGCCAGACCCUAUUUAUUAUCUUCAAACAUGCCAUUAUUUUAUAUUUUAUGCUCUAACAAAACCAAAUUUUUAAAACUAAACAAUAUAAAACUAUUGUGGCUUUAAAAAAAACUGUUGAAAUCAAAAGGUGUAUAUAUUUUGGUUCAUAUCUUUCCUCCUCAACCCACAAUAAGUUAACUCUCUAUGUACUCUAAACAAAAACAGUGUUGUCAACAUAAUAAAAAACCAUCCACAUAUUCAUACUCUAAAAAAUAAUACAUUUUUAAAAGUACUAAAGGUUUUGAAAAAUAUCAUACACCUUCAAUGGAAUUAGUGCAUUUAAUUUGAAUAUCUGGUGUAUUAAUGAAAGUUUAAUUUAUCUUGGUUUUUAUAUAUAUGCUUACAUUAUGAAAUAUGUAUGUACAUUUGUUUGAUAAAAAUAAAACUACAAAAGAUAAUUUUAAAUAAAACAUUUUGCCGAUAUGACUGUGUUGCUAUAUAUCAACCAAUAAAAUCGAUUCCACGUGCUGUUUCAUUUCUGUUCAAACAGCAAACUACAAUCAUCAUACAACUAGACCAGGACAAAGUAUCAUUAAUCCAACGCGGAGAAAACAACAGCAAACCAAGGUUCGCAACUUAAUUUCCAAAUAAAUGGUCCAAUAACAAAUAUAAAUAUAUUAACACCAGUUAUACAGUUUUGUAAUUACAGAAACUGAUGCAGCAUAUAUAAGGCCUACAAGCAAUAUUCAUUUGAGCAUUGUUAAUCUUUGUGAUCCAAUUUUCUCACAUCUCCCAAAAACCUGCAAAUUUCAUACCUCUCGUUCAUAAUGAAAUGACAAAAUAAACUCUUAGACUGUAUCAAAGACCCACUGUGAAUAAAAAUUUUAAUUAAAUCUAGUAUAGCAAGUAUAAAUGAGCCACGUGGAUCAUGCUUUAUUAAACACAAGACUAUUCACUAGAAACUACACAAAAUCUGAAUAAUAAAGAAAUGUUAAGCCAAAACAGGAUUUAGAAGGAAAGUGCGAAAUACAAUUUUGAAAACAACUACAAUGAAGUUACAAAAAUUUGCUGUACUAAUUAAUAUGAUACCUUGUCCUCACAUUGAAGUGAACCAAAGCCCCAAGGGACUAACAUCAGAGAAAAUUGCUCUUAACCCAAGCUACCAGCUCGAAAUCUACAGCAAAAGAAGGCUGCUGCCUUAACGUAAUCAAGCAUAAAACAAAUCCAACUGCGUAUGUUCACCAGCACAUCUCGUUGCUAGGC